AAGCAGUUGCAACAAUAAAGGAGUAGUAGUUAUGAUUUCUAUCCCUUUUUGGAGGAAUUCCUCAAUAUUCCCCGAAUGGCCGAAUCUACCUUAGGGUUUCAUAGUCUCACUGCGAGGUAGAGAAGGUUAUUACAAUGGCUUUCCUAAGUAAAGUUGGGAAUAUGCUUAGACAGAGAGCGAGCAAGCAGAUCCGCUCUGAAUUUUGUGCUUUGAAACCGUCAGUCUAUCAAGCUAUACGAUGUUUGUCGUCCAUGUCAAGUUCUAAACUUCUUAUUGGAGGUCUUUCAAAUGCCACAGAUGAGCAAAGUCUUAAGGAAACUUUUGCAAAAUAUGGUGAAGUUGUUGAAGCAAGAUUCAUUAUGGAUCGUGAGAUUGGUAGAUCCAGAGGAUUUGGCUUUGUUACAUACACUUACAGUGAAGAGACUUCCAGUGCUAUCCAGGCAUUGGAUGGACAGGAUCUUCAUGGUUGUCGUGUAAGGGUGAAUUAUGCUACUGAUAGGGCUCGCCCCAGCUUUGGAGGUGGCAAUUAUGGCGGCGACUAUGGUUCCAAUGCAUAUGGUGGUGGUGGCGGCGGCGGAGACUAUGGUAACAGUGCUUAUGGUGGUGGUGGAGGAUAUGAUGCUGGUGGUAGUGGAUAUGGCUCAGGUGGGUAUGGUUCUGGUGGGAAUUAUCAAGGUGGUGGUGGUGGUAAAUACGGUAGUGACGGCUAUGCAGGUGGUGCUGCUGGUAGUGGCUUUGGUGGAAGUGGUGGCUAUAGCGGUGAUGGUAAUUAUGCAGGUGGAAACACUUACGAAGGUGUGAACAGUGGAGGCUAUGGCAGUACUGCUGGAAAUUACGGUGAUGGUGGUAUUUGACAGGGGUCAGAUGGUGUCAAUCAAUUUGGUAGCAAUGAGAGUAGCAGCAUGGGUGAUGUAGCUGGAGAUUUUAACCAGGAUGAUCCAUUGGAAGAAAA
Molecule: messenger RNA, 952 nt
Organism: Juglans microcarpa x Juglans regia
Lineage: Eukaryota; Viridiplantae; Streptophyta; Magnoliopsida; Fagales; Juglandaceae
Product: glycine-rich RNA-binding protein 3, mitochondrial-like
Molecular function (GO): RNA binding
Source: RefSeq, a predicted model, not a curated record